UCCUCCUGCCGAUCUAUUUCUGUCAGUCUGAGCUGGAGGCAGUGGUGGAAGCGGGUAGUGUGCACACCCAGUGUAGCCUGCACAAAGCAGCUCCUCUCACACACACACUCACUUCAGCACGGCUUCUUCAGUUUCAGCUGCCCCGCGCUCCUCUCUUUACCCGGUGGAAACUUUUCUUCCUUGUGCUUAAACGUUUUCUACCUCCUGAGCUGUGGUAUUGUGGGAAUCUCUGUUACACUGAAGCUGUGGAUGUGGGAUGUUUCCUGCCUAGUCCGUUAUUGCUGCAUUGUGCUCUGGAGUCCUGUUGUUCGGCUGCUUUGCCCUCAAGCUGCCCAGCUCUACAGAUAAUGUUUGAGGAAUCAUAGGGCACGUUUUAUGCUACUGAGCCUACAGGUGACCUGCAGCCUCCACUGUACCAGGUGACUUAUAUUUACAUGAUCUGUACAAUAAUAAUAAUAAUAACAACAACUUUGGGUUCUGAUGGUCUGUCUUUGGAAAAGGAACCCUGCAUGGCACUGUUGAAUAGCACCCCUGGUUUUAGGGGACCCCCAGUGGCUGUCUCAUUCUCUGUGUAUUAAAAUUGCACCUGGAAGGGCCCAUUACACACAGGACAAGGGGACUGUGGGCUCUUUGCCAUCUCUUCACACACUCGCCUCCAUGCCUGGAUUACAUCAAAUGCUAAACACCAUUUACGAGGCUGAUUCCGCUUCUUCCACAGAUGGCAUCCGACGGGGCGAGCCGGGACUGAGGUUUGGCCACAAGAGCGGUGCUACUGGAGCAGUGGAUUUGAGUGCCCCAGUCAGCACAAUCUUGACUCAAGCCAAUCCCAUGGCAUUCCAGAUUGUCCAUCGUCUUGGUCAUCACGCUGAGCCAACACUCCUGCCCAUCAAGCAGUCCAAGCAACAGCUCUUCUCAAAUCUCUCCCAGCACCAGCCAGUGGAACACCAAUUGCGGCUGGGUACGGAGCCAGCCUGUCGGAAUGCAGAGCUUGUGCGACAAGAACCAAGUUUACGGCAGCUUGUGAACAAAGAAAAAGGAAAAACAAAUGCCAUGGCCAGCCCUGCAGUGAAGCAGAAGAUUUUAGAGAUGAUCCAGAAAAAGAAAUUUGCGCCGGAUCGAAAAAAUAUUGCGAAUCACAGCACAGCGGUGCCCUACAGGUCUCCUGAAAUUGUUGAUAAAGAAGCACCCCCACCGCCAUCAAUCAUGACUAACUUUGCUUCUCAGGUGUCUAACAACUCUUGUAACCCCUCUGAGCACUUCCCCCUACGCAGGACAGCCUCAGAGCCAAACCUUAAAUGGCCCUGCAGACCCAAGAAGUCUGGAGAGCGGAGGAAAAACCCCCUAACCCGAAAGGAAAGUGCUCCACCUGCUGUCAGAAGGAGACCCCCAGAGACACAGGACUCCUCACCAAGCAGUAGCAGCACUCCGGUGUCAGGAUGCAGUUCUCCAAAUGAUAGUAUCCCUGCGGAAAACGGAAGCCUUUCCUCCAUUCCUGGAGCUGCCUCUGAGGGAGAAGUGAGUCGAAGGGCAGUGCCAGGUGUAGUUCAUCGCACCUCAUAUCUAACACCGCACCCAAUCUUCAUGGCGCCCAGCAUAGAGGGUCAUGAUGGCACCUCCCCCCUUGCCACCCGCUUACAGCCGCUCAUCAUUCUGGAACCGUCAGGUGCACACACUCCUCUUGUAGCAGUUCAAGGCCUGGGCUCUGUUCAGUUUGCACAUGCUUUCAUAAGCUCCGAUCACCAUAAGCCUUUGAGCCGGACCCGCUCGGAACCUCUUCCUCAACAGCAGCUUCUGUAUCAGCAGCAUUACUCCAUAUUUCCUGAACAUUUGAAGCAGCAGCGCCAGUUAAGUAAGCAGCGCUCCCAGAAAACCAGUGAAAGGCCACGCUUAUCCCAGAUCCCAUCAGAGGAAAUGGAUGAGAGUUCUAGCCCCACAGCUGACUGUCCCAAUGAUCUGGGAGGAAAUCCUACACGAGUGAGAUCAGAAUCACAGCGAGCUGGGCAACAUGAGACUCUCAGUAGCAGCCAACAAGCAAUUCAGCAACAGCACUCCUUCCAUCCGCAGGCCUAUUUUUAUGAAUCCAGCCUCCACAGACCUGGGAAACGGCCAUUGGAUACGCUAAUGAUCCCCAUGAUGCCAGGUGGGCAUCGCCCACUUUCCCGAGCAAAGUCCUCUCCAGCCUCUGCAUCUCUGCCAGCUCAAGAGCCUUCUGCCAAAGCAAUGUCAAUUCCAAUGCCAGAACAAGCUACCAAGCCUCGCUUCACUACAGGAAUUGUGUAUGACUCAGUAAUGCUGAAACAUCAGUGUACUUGUGGAGACAACAGCAAUCACCCAGAGCAUGCUGGGAGAAUCCAAAGCAUCUGGUCCCGCUUACAAGAGAGAGGCUUACGCAAUCAUUGUGAAUGUAUCCGGGGGAGGAAGGCUACAUUAGAGGAGCUGCAGUCUGUUCACACAGAAACCCAUGUUCUACUCUAUGGAACCAAUCCCCUCAACAGACUCAAACUGGAUAACCGCAAGCUUGCAGGAAUUCUCUCACAAAGGAUGUUUGUAAUGCUGCCGUGCGGAGGACUUGGGGUGGACAGUGAUACCAUCUGGAAUGAACUCCACUCCUCCAAUGCAGCACGCUGGGCAGCAGGCAGUGUCAUUGAUCUGGCAUUUAAAGUUGCCAGCCGAGAGCUGAAGAAUGGCUUUGCGUUAGUGAGACCCCCAGGACAUCAUGCAGACCCCUCAACGGCAAUGGGGUUCUGCUUCUUUAACUCAGUGGCCAUUGCAGCAAAACAACUGCAACUAAGACACGAUGUGAGAAAGAUCCUCAUUGUGGACUGGGAUGUACACCACGGAAACGGAACACAACGAGUAUUUUACACGGACCCUAACGUGCUGUAUAUCUCUUUGCAUCGACAUGAUGAUGGCAACUUUUUCCCGGGCAGUGGAGCAGCUGAUGAGGUUGGUGCUGGGAAUGGUGAAGGUUUCAAUGUCAAUGUUGCAUGGACAGGCGGUUUGGAGCCUCCAAUGGGGGAUGUGGAAUACCUCACAGCUUUUCGGACGGUGGUAAUGCCGAUUGCCCAUGAGUUCUCUCCAGAUGUCGUCUUGGUUUCUGCUGGGUUUGAUGCGGCUGAAGGACACCCAGCUCCUCUUGGAGGAUAUAAAGUCACAGCAAAAUGCUUCGGGCAAAUGACGCAGCAGCUCAUGAACUUAGCAGAAGGCCGAGUGGUGCUUGCUCUGGAGGGAGGUCAUGAUCUGACAUCUAUAUGUGAUGCUUCAGAGGCCUGUAUCUCGGCCCUGUUGGGAAAUGAGCUGGAUCCCCUCCCUGAAGAGACUUUAAGGCAGAGGCCCAACCAAAAUGCUGUGCGUUCGCUGGAAACUGUCAUACAUGUCCAAAGUAAAUACUGGACAUCAGUCAAACAAUUUGCCUCCAAGGUGCAAUAUACCCUUCUGGAAGCCCAGAAACAUGAUCGGGACGAGGUGGACACAGUGACAGCUUUAGCCUCCUUGUCAGUGGGGAAGGGAUCCAUUACAGUAGCUGGGAACAGGCCUCAGGAAGAGCCAAUGGAGGAAGAUGAACCCAUGAGUUUAUGAUGGGACAGAAGAUAGGUGCUGGUAUGGUUGUAUUACUUCAGCCCUGCAACCGUGGGGCAGUUUGCGUCAUUAUUUCCUUACAAUAAUGAUACUGUCCCAUUUAUGUGAGUCCAUGAUUAAAGUCUCGAUGACUUUGCCUAAGAAGAACUGAGACAUUGAAUAUGCUUGACCAAAGAUAUUGCUCAGGCGAGAGCUGGAUUAGGCGGUUGUGGGAUAAGCAAACAGAAGACUAUGUAUAUUGUUCACAUAUACAAAUUAACCUUUAACCAACAGUUACAAAAUUGCCAUUCCAGAGACGACCAUAAAUGUGUUUCAUCCUUUGAAGAACCCCUACUUGAUAGUUGACGCUUUAAUGUCAAGAUCUGAUGGAUAUCCAUGAGUUAAGCAUGUUAUCCCAUGAGUUAAGCAUGUUAUCCAUAAGUUAAGAAUGUUAUUAGGGCAAAAUGCUCAAUGCCAAGCUGAGAAAUCCUGCAUCAUCAACAGCAUUUUGAAGAAGUCAAUAGAAACUGGUGUGACCUCCUACCAAUAGAGCGGUAGAAGAACCUUGCAAUUUAUACCCCAGCGGAUAUCCUCCUCUGCUGACCACUCUGUUUAAAACUAGGAUCUCAGACAUUGACUGUUUGUGCCUUGCACACUAGGAACUUUCCUUGUAUCCUACAUACUCCUCAUGACCACUAAUACCGAAGUCUUACGGAUUCUGUUUUUGUUCAUUUGCACUAUGGGGAAAAUCUCCCCACAACCACCAAAAACAAUAUGAGGACAACUUAAAACCAGUUUUCAGCAAGGGGUCUUGUAUACAGAAUCACUAUGUACACAAAAUUGACUUUUAUUUUGCUGUAUUAUUGAUGCUUAUUAAGAUUUGUUCUGAAUGAAAUGUAAUGAUAUGAAAGUAAAUUUUCACUUUCCUAUGGCUAUCAGCUUCCACAUGGGGUGGGGAAAAGAAUUUAGGAGCAGCUUUGAAAUGGUUAGUGAUGCACAUAUAAUAUUGACAGAAGAAAACAUUUGAGCUUUGGUUUGUCCAUAGCUUUUUAAUGGUGUUGGUUUAA
Molecule: messenger RNA, 4625 nt
Organism: Xenopus laevis (African clawed frog)
Lineage: Eukaryota; Metazoa; Chordata; Amphibia; Anura; Pipidae
Gene: hdac7.S
Product: histone deacetylase 7 S homeolog
Exons: 24
Coding region: 658-3579 (973 amino acids)
Biological process (GO): negative regulation of transcription by RNA polymerase II; epigenetic regulation of gene expression
Cellular component (GO): histone deacetylase complex; nucleus; cytoplasm
Molecular function (GO): histone deacetylase activity; histone deacetylase activity, hydrolytic mechanism
Source: RefSeq, a predicted model, not a curated record